Molecule: messenger RNA, 5067 nt
Organism: Papaver somniferum (opium poppy)
Lineage: Eukaryota; Viridiplantae; Streptophyta; Magnoliopsida; Ranunculales; Papaveraceae
Exons: 5
Coding region: 733-1992 (419 amino acids)
Molecular function (GO): DNA-binding transcription factor activity
Source: RefSeq, a predicted model, not a curated record
UGUCUGGUACAAAGAGAUGCCCAAUAACUUGGCUAUUUUAGUUCGUUUGAUAGGAAAGAAAGGAAGAAAAAAAUGGAGUCUUUAUAGUGACAGCAUUUUGGUGUGUGUUUAUUGUGACUCUAUAUGUGAAAGCUUUUGCAUUUAUGUAGGAGAACAGAGGAAGGAGACCUUGAUAGAGAAAAGAUUGGUGAAUUAGUUUUGCUGAGUUCAAUCUUGAGAGUCGGUCUAGGAGGAGGAGAGAGUGGAGCGACAAGUUUGGCGCAAAAUGAGAUGAAAUUAAGAUUCGUGAAGAAGAGCUAAUUUUGAGUUCUGUUGGAUUGAUGAUGGUCUCUCCGACAAAUUUAUAGGAACACCAAGAUCCGGAGUUCUCAAGAUACUCUGUUUCUUUCUUUCUAAAAAUUCUGCUAAAAAACUGUGUGGGCUUCUAAGAUUAUCUAAAUCUAGCCGAUUUUCUCUCCUUGACAAUAGAGAUUUUUCAUGUCCACAUGGCCUUUUUCAGUUUCUCUCCAUGACCAAAGUCUCUUUCAAAAUUUUAUAAGAAAAUUCAAAAUUUCUCUCCAUUGAUUACGUUUCUUCUUAGAUUUCAUUUCUGGGGUUUCUUCAUUUUCAAUUUUCUGAUCUGGGUUUUGCUCAUUUUUCAAUCUGCCCUACGAUCUCUCUGUUCUGUUUUGUGCAGAAUUGUUUUUAUUGUUUCCCUGUUUUGAGUUUUGGUUUUAUGGGAAGAAAGGAGAAAUGGCACAAGAAGAAGAACAACAGAGGUGUAGUAAUAGUAAUAGUGGUGGAGGAAAAAUUUCUAAAAAAGUAAAAACAAAAAAGAUCCCACAAAGAGGACUAGGUGUUGCUCAACUUGAGAAAAUAAGGUUAGAAGAACAACAAAAGAAAGAUACUUCAGUUUUUGUUCCAUCCCUUCUUCCUCAGAACCAUCAAUCUUCUUCUUCUUCUGUUUCUUCAAUUUCCUUUUCACAAUCUUCUUCUACUAUAAAUAAUGUUUCUACAUCGUCAUCAACUUCUUUGUUUAGAUCACAACCAUCAAUUCCUUUCACUAAUUUUAAUUUAUAUAUUCCACCACCACCUCCUCCUCCUCCUCCACAACCUACAUCUCUUCCAAAAACCAACACUUUUUACGGAUACCCACUUCCUGAAGGUAGUGAAAAUGGUGGGUCUAGUUAUUCUUCUUCAGCCAUGGGAGUUUCAUGUGCGUUUGAUGUAGAUGGGAGAAAUGUUGAUCCAAAUAGGUUCACAAUUGGCUCUCAUACUAACACAAUAUGGCCUCCUAUUAACAUACAACAACAGAGUAAAUAUCAACAGCACCAACCACCUUUUUCAAGGGUGAACGUUUCAUUGCCAACUUCGUCAUCCUCUGGACUAAACAUUCAGAUGGAGCCCCCUUCAAACCAAAGCUUCUAUAACAACUACGCUGCAUCGCAAUUGUGGCCAGAGGAAGAUAAGAUGGUUGGCAUGAAGCGGCCCUGGCCUUUCACUAUGGACAACCCACCAUUAUCUUCCUUUUCUUACAAACUACCCAAUUUCGGGCCUCAGAUUUACAGAUUAGACGAAUCAUCUUCAUGUGUUAGUGGUAACAUGUUCAAUUUCGAACCAGGAAACACAAUUUUCAGAGAGGGUCCUUCGAAUUCAGCUCCACCACUUCUUGCUGAAAGGAGAAGAAGUUUAUUUGAAAUGAAUCCAGCGAAGGGUCCUAAAGAAGGAGGGGUACUAGAGAGAGAUUUUCUUUCUUUAGGACCUCCUCCAACGAAUUCAUCUUUGACGAGUUUUAAAGCUAAGCAUCCGUUAGUUUUUCCAGUUCCUCCUCCACACCAGGAUUUUGCAGAAUUUGAUAUUCCUCCAUUUCAAAUGUAUAAUGAAGAAGAACAUCAUCAGCCACCUUACAGCUUCUUCCCUCCCAAAGGACAGCAUGUUAGCAAUAUGGCGUCGAAAUCAAAAGAUCAAAGAGGCGAAGCUGGAGACAGCUUGGAUCUUAGUCUAAGACUAUAAUAAGUAGGUAGUAUCAUGAAUUACACAUGACAUGAAAACCCUGCUCCUAAAUUCUUCUAGUGGCAUCGACAUACUUUUCUUCAGUGAGGAAAAUAGAGGAGUGCAGAAUUGGCUAACGACAAAUUUAACCCAAGUAACAGAAGAAACUGAAUUGUCUGCUCCCUUCAGUCCCUUGGGAUAAGAAAGGAGGUGUUGAAACAUGAAAGAGAUAGGGAAAAGAAACAUAAAGAAAGCGCCUGUGAGGUUCUUUUUGCAUGAUGUAUUUUUUUUUUUUUAAGUGUAAUGGUGUUCUUUUCUUUCCCAGUUUUGUAUGGGUGAGGUUGAAAGACUAGACACACUAACUAACAUGAUAAAAUGAAAACUUACUCUGCUAGAAAUUGUUGGGAUUCUCUCUAUACACACUAGUGAUAAGUUGAUAACACUAUUAUUUUUUAUUUUUUUUAUUUUUUUGAAGAAACACUUUUAUUGAAAAAACAUGAUAAAAUAAGUAUAUCAGUACAUAAAGAAGACAGACACACUAGAUCGCCAUUUCCGUCGAUCUGGUUCCUCCAAACCCUAAUAACCCAAUCAGAAAAUUCAAUCAUGUUAUCUUCAUCCAUUAUUGGCUAAUCGAUUAAUCCACCGGCCCCAUUCAAGAUGUAGUUUCCAAGUUUUUACCAAGCUCAGAUAUGUUUUUUUUAAUGGUCAAUCCCCCUUUUUCUACUGGUGUUAUGCUAUGAUGAUUGCUUGUAUCAAGUCACGCUUUAUUGGAUCAAUUUUGUUGCAAAGGAAAUUUUGUUUCUCAAUAGAAUAUCCGUCUGACUCAAUCGACUGGGAUUCGCCUUCAUCAGCCGCUUUGAAGUUCGUUUCUCAUCAUGAUUCUUCCUGGUCUUGUCGUCUGCUGUUAUCGUUUAUUAAAUCUCAUACUCAAAGGUACCACUUUCCCCUAAUAUCUCUGAUUUCAUCGACCUUUUUAGGAAAUCAAAGACCUUUUUUUUUCAACCUUGAAAUCCAUAACUAUGAGGUGUCAUCUUAAUAGGCUUAGUUCUGGUUUUUAUCCUAAUCAAUCUCUGACUGCUGCUGAAAUUUUACCUUUCAAACCUCUUUUAAACUCCUUGAUCCCUGCAAUUGUUGUUCAAUAAGUUUUCCAGAACUUUUUGGUAAUCAUUAUGCUUGACCUCUCUAUCAAUUGGAUCUAUAAAUAGCUAUCCAAUUUCAGUAUGCAUUCACCAAUAUUUCCCCUUUCUUAUUCCCCUGCCUUUAGAGUUCGUCUAGUUUUUUACACGUCUCUGUUGGUCUCUCUUUUAUCUAGUUUGUUCAUUAUAUGCUGUAUUAUUUGCUUGCUGUCUGUUGCCAUGCCUAAUGGUUGGCAGAAUUAUAGGGCUUCUUCUAGCCAUCAAGUUCGUUUUAAUUUAAACAAUUUUCCUAGUAGUAGUUGGAAGCAUAAGCUUGUUGGUGGUUUCUUAACUAGAAUGAACAAAAAUUCUUGGAUUUUUAGAAAUGCUUUAAGUUAUAGAUGGUGUAUUGAGGGUGGUUUCUCUGUUAGCAAGUUUAGUAGAUUUUACUAUCUUAUCAAAUUUGAAUCUCGUCUUGAAAUGUUUAGAGUCCUUAGGCAGGGAACUAGAAUUGUAUUUGGGGAUAUCUUCAUGAUUCAACAAUGGAAUCCUUACCUAAACCCCAGAAUUUUCUCAAUGAACUCUGAAGUUUUUGAUAUCAUACUGCAUAAUUUAACUCCAAACCAAACUCAUUUCCUAAAUGUCAAAAACAAUACUUCAGAACUAGGUGAACUGAUUUAUUGUUCUGCACCCAAUCCAACCCAGAAUGGUUUCAGCAGCAUGUCAAUUAGGUUAAGAAUCAACCUAUCUCAACCCCUCAUAUCUGAGACUUCAGCACCAAAUGAAUUUUAUGAGGAAAACCGAAUUGCUUUCCAAUACUUGGAGCUGGCUUUUCUGCAGUUUCUGUAAAAGAUUAGGUCAUUUAGCUGAGGAUUGCAUUGAACUUUUCAUUAUUACUCAUCCAAGAAUGCAUAUACCUCAACCUGUCCAACUUGCUCCUAUGGAUUUUAUGCCUGACCCUCAUGAUAACUACUCCGAAGAAGAAAGAUAUAAUGUGGACCUGGACGAACCAGAUUCAGAUUGGAGCGAUUGGAGCCUAGAAGUUUAUCCUCCUACUCCAAGACCGUCGCAUGUAUCCUCGGAUCAAGAACAAUCAGCAAUAUCUUCCUCUGAAGGAGAUCAGGCCUUUGCAGGAUACAAUCAAAAUGGUUUUGAUUCUUACAUGUCCUUGGAUUCUGAUGGAACUCAUUCUUAUGAGUAUCAUAGUUGGCACAGCGCAAGAAGCCUCAGUUCAGAUCCUGCUGAUGCUGAGCAUCUGAACUUGCAGGGCUGCAUACAAGUUCCGGAAAGAGCAUCUCCACUGCGUCAUCUUAGCCCCAGAAGCCCUACUAAUUUCAUUACCUCAGAUAUUGACCCUGAUUUUGAGGUGGUUUCUGAUGCGGACUCAAGCUCCCCCAACUUGCUUUCAGGCCAUGGGUAUAAAAGAUGGAACCCUGAACAUCAAAACUAUCUUCAUAGCUCUGGUAUUUGCUCUUCAUCCGCAACACACAUCUCAAGAAAAGUUUCACCUGAAGAUUUAGAGCAAUGGAGAUCUCUAUAUAAGCCCUGCAAAAGAAUCAAAAGUGCAGCAACAGAUCAUAUUUCUACUUCCAUAAGCAAGAUAGACAAUCUCAAAUCCAACAGCAGCAACACCAGUACUAGCAACAACCAGUAAUGACUCAUCAUAGCAUAUCGAAGCUCAACUCAUAUCUCCUAUCAGACUGCAUCUUGGGGCCGGUGGAUACCCCUCAUUUUGGUUACUGUUUAUUUUAUACCUUGUUCCUGGUGUUUUUUCAUAGUUUUUCUUGCAGGUGUCUUUGCUUUCUACUGUUUUAGUAUUCUCUGUUUUAAGUCUGUGUCUUGUUAUUAUCUAGUGUGUUUUAACCUCUCUGCUUUGCAGAGUGCUUUUGUUGUGCUAGUUAGCUUUGCCUGGUGUUACUCUGUCCACAGAGUUUUUUUGGUUAUAACCCAGGCUUCUUGUUUAAUAUCUUGUAUUAGCUUA